GUUCCAUUUUAGACUUUGUCUCGACGCUUCUCUCAAAAAGCAGUAGAUUUGGAUUCUCUUCUCCAGCCAAAUCCAUCUGUCUCCUCUCCUCUCCUCUUCGUAGUAUUCUUCUCCUUCAUAUCGUAUCAGUAGCUCGCUGCUUAUCAAACGCGGCAGCCGAUUGACUUCCGGUCCAUUUGCCAGCAAGCAGAGUUCAACAGCCCAGAGCCAAGCAAAAUAGAGAAUCUGCGCACUAGUACUAAAUUGCUCCUCAAUUCUUCUCCAGUUGGUUUAUUUAUCUUCAAUUUACGCCACAAGUGCAAGUUCUGGUGGCGUGUGUGCGGAAAGAAAGUUGGGAUUAAAACUGUAUACAAACACAGAGAAAGAAAAACGCUAAGUGGUUUUGUUGCUCUUUUCUUUUCACUCUCUGGCUAAAUAAAUAGAGCCAUUUGGCCCGUCGGCGGAAGGAGGCGUCGUUUGAUGUGGGUGUGCAAAAUCUGGAUAGCAAAAUCCCCACCGUUUUUAACAGCCGAUGUAACAAUAUCGGUAGCUUUCUUUUAUGACUUGUUGUUACACGAGGACAGCUCGGCUACGGGUGUGAAGAAUCGUAAAAAGAAGAUAAUCUCUGUAAAUUGUUGUGUUUAGGGCAGGGGUGCACAUUUAAAUUUCAUGAAACGCCCGUGCGAUCGUAGUUUAUAGAAAAGAAUAGUAAAACCUUCUCUGACUAUUUAUUAAAGUGAAACUUGCGAGAUUUUUUGGAUAAACUGUUACCAAAAUGUGGAUCUUAUACAAAGUAGUAGUCAUUUCGGUGUGUUUAUUCAUGCCGAAAGUGGAGGCCAGAGUUCCUGCGGCGGUGAGAGUUGGGUCCGUCUUCCUCGAAAGAGAGCAAGAAGUUCAUGAAUCCUUCCGUGUGGGAAUCGAAACGCUACGAAAUAGGCAACUCUUGAACCAAACGGAGAUCCAGUUUGACAUACAAUAUGCAAAUCGGCACGACUAUUUUCAUCUUUACACCAGGGCAUGUCUCGAAGUUGGAUACGGCAUCGUGACCUUUUUCGGUCCGAGUGACCCCGGCCUGGACAAACAGCUCGAGUCGAUCAGCACCGCGUUGGGAAUUCCCCUCAUAUCCACGGCCCCACGAACCCUCUCAAUCUCACCCGGACGAGGGGGAGGCUUCCCUUCGGCAUUUUCCGCGGAAAAUUUAGUCGCCAGGGCGGAAUUGACGUUGGCACUUUUCCCAACACAGACACAUCUCAUCAGUUUGGUGAAGGAUUUAGGGAAGGAACUUCACUGGAAGGACGUGUCCAUUAUUCACGAUCCAGUCCAUGGAAUAAUUGACCCCUCCGUGCUGGCCGAAUCUCUGCAAAUUCUCGGAUCAGUGAGUGUCCAUCAAGUGUCGACCGACUUGCGCGCAACUCUGGUCCAGCUAAGGUUGAAAGGGGCUCGAAACAUUAUCAUCGACACGGGUGUGACGCAAUUGGAGCGCGUCAUCCAGGCCGCGUUGGACACCGGGAUGAUGACGAAGAGUUACAAUUACCUGUUUACCAUGUUGGACAUGAAAGCCGGCAACUGGUCACGGUUGGCGUACUCUGAAGCUCUAAUCUUGGGACUGAAUAUGAUCGACCAUGCAAAAUUUCAAGACUUCCAGGAUAGAUUUGGUCCAUCAGUUUCGGGGAUGAACAAAUCUCUCCCACAAACCACAAAGGUUGCCUUAUCGCUGGACGCGGUGGAACUCUUGGCUCGAGGUCUGGAAGAGUUUGACAACUCUGGGACAGACUUGUCCACGCCGUCCUCCACAUCUUGCACAGAAAACAGAAAGUGGGACGUUGGAGAAGAGCUGAGAGAUGUCUUGUCAACUGUCUCCUUCGACGGCAUGAGCGGCCCGAUCAGCUUCGCGAACGGGGCGAGGUCACGAGUUCACGUCAACAUUCUCAAGUUGGGAUUUGUCUUGGACGAGGCAGGAAUCAAUUUUUCGCCAAACUUCCUCCCCGUAGGAAACUGGUCGGAAGGAAUUAGCUAUGAAAUGGACGGACUCCGAAUGGGGGACAAGAUUCACUUGACGAAUGAAAAGCCAGCAAUUAACAAGACGCUCAUCAUCACAACGACUGAUAGUUCUGGAUCCUGCUUCACUCGUGGCGAGACGGGACAAGACGAAGGCUUCUGUGUCGAUUUGGCUCACCACUUAGCAAAAUUGGUCGGAUUUCAUUUUAAAUUUAAACUUGUGUCGGAUGGACGGUAUGGACGCCCAGGUCCGCUAAAUGGCCAGUGGGACGGGAUGGUGGGCGAGAUUGUGAGAGGGGAGGCUGACAUCGCACUAGCCGACCUCACCGUGACCUCAGCUCGACAAUCCGUAGUUGACUUUACAACGCCCUUCAUGCACACUUCAUUAGCAGCUUUAUACAAGGUGAAGCAGGACACUUUGGACGGCGUUUCCACCCUCCUGAGCCCAUUCAGUAUCUGGGUCUGGGUAAGCAUCGUGCUCGCCUUCUUCAUCACGUCCAUCUGCCUUCGACUGGUCGCGUGGAUGUCGCCAUAUCAAAAAGACGACAUAAUUCUUCCCGGCUCGGACGGAUCUCCUUCGCUGGGUCAUGACCUCUCUUGGAUCAAUUCAAUGUGGGUUCUCUCCUCCACCCUCGUGCUGAGAGGGUGCGACAUCCGACUUCAAGCCGCUUCGUCCCGCACAAUCGCCGUGGUUUGGUGGCUAUUCUCCCUUGUCGUCAUCAUCAUCUAUGCCUCCCUCGUUUCCCACUGGUUCGAUGCUCGUUCUUCGCCCUCAUCCUCGCCUCAAAGUGUGUCUGACCUCUUGGCCGAUCCACUCUUCGAGUUUGGCGUCAUCCAGUCCGGAUCCACGAACCAGUUUCUGCAAAAUGCGAAAAGAGAAGACCUGCAAAAGAUUUGGUGGAGGGUGCAAAAGGGGAGCGAGGCCAGAUCCCUGGUGGCAACAGCGUUUGACGGAAUACAGGAAGUGAAGCGAUCAGGAGGAUUUGGAGGUGGGGCAAAAUAUGCUUUUGUGACGGAGGAGAUCAAUCUGAAUCAGGCGUUGGUGGAGGAUUGCGGUCUCGGGGUGAUUAAAGGGAUUGAUGACAGGUCGUUCGCCAUGGCGGUGGGGAAAGGUUCGCCCCUUCGGGAAAAAUUGUCGCAAGGAAUCCUCUCGCUCGGAGAGAGCGGAGUUUUACGUCAACUUGAGGACAAAUGGUGGCCGAAACGCUACUGCAGCAGGGACGGUGGUGUCAGUGACGGUGGAAAUCAGACACAAGUUAAACUGGUCCACUUUAUUGGACCCCUGUCUGUUUUGGUGAUUGGGAUCAUUUUCGCGAUUUUUAUUGCGAUGAUUGAACGCAUGUUUUAUCAUAGAAGAAGUCAUAGAGGAUUUUUUAGGACUGCAACAGAAUCAGGAAAUGGGAAAAUCCCAAUGAAUGGAUCCAAUUGCGAUGCGGAAUCGGAAAACUAAAUUGAUUGCACAUUUGCGUCUGGAAUUUUAAAUAAUUUCACUAUUAAAUAAUCUCAAGAUAAGCCAGUUUAUCCAUCAGGACUGAUUUAAAGGAAAUAAGAGCUUUAAUGUAUGUACAUAAUACGAAAUAAUUUAUUAAUAACUUUAUCCAUAAAAUUGCAUCGUAUUCAUCUCUUUUUAUAACUUUUAAUAUACAUAUGUUAGAAGUAUAUCACGUCAUAUAUUAUUCCUAGUUAUAUAAAUAUUGGUAAUAAUUUAUAUUUACGUUUAGAUGCCAUACAUACACAAG
Messenger RNA from Folsomia candida, 3716 nucleotides. RefSeq names its product glutamate receptor ionotropic, kainate 2. The transcript has 16 exons. Gene Ontology annotation, molecular function: transmitter-gated monoatomic ion channel activity involved in regulation of postsynaptic membrane potential; glutamate-gated receptor activity. The record is from RefSeq and is a predicted model, not a curated record. Bases 755 to 3427 code for a protein of 890 amino acids. Lineage: Eukaryota; Metazoa; Arthropoda; Collembola; Entomobryomorpha; Isotomidae. Gene Ontology annotation, biological process: monoatomic ion transport; modulation of chemical synaptic transmission; synaptic transmission, glutamatergic. Gene Ontology annotation, cellular component: postsynaptic membrane; plasma membrane.